GUUCGUGAUUGAUCUCAUCUUAGCCGUUCACUGUUAGGGUUUCGCCCGGAGCUAUAUAUCUCGAUUCCUUGUUCUUCGAGCGUGGUUCCUGGCGGGAGGUGGAACGCAGCUCAACUUCGGCGAUCCAGGGCUGCACUUCUCCGGUGAAGAGUCAUGGUGAAGCAUAACAAUGUUGUGCCAAAUGGCCAUUUCAAGAAGCACUGGCAGAACUAUGUCAAGACAUGGUUUAACCAACCUGCUCGCAAGACCAGAAGACGCGUUGCAAGGCAGAAGAAGGCUGUGAAGAUUUUUCCACGACCAACUGCUGGGCCCCUCCGUCCAGUUGUUCAGUGUCAAACCCUGAAGUACAACAUGAAACCUAGAGCAGGCAGAGGUUUCACACUUGAGGAGCUCAAGGCAGCAGGUAUUCCCAAGAAACUUGCACCAACCAUUGGCAUUGCAGUUGAUCACCGUCGGAAGAACCGUUCGCUUGAGGGCCUCCAAGCAAAUGUACAGAGGCUGAAGACCUACAAAGCCAAGCUUGUCAUUUUCCCAAGAUGCGCAAAGAAAAUCAAAUCUGGUGAUUCUACUCCGGAGGAACUUGCAACUGCAACUCAGAUCCAGGGUGAGUACAUGGCCAUCACCCGUGAAAAGCCUUCAGUUGAGCUUAUCAAAGUGACAGAUGAGAUGAAGGCAUUCAGUGCAUACGGUAAGCUCCGAGUUGAGCACAUGAACAAACGCCAGGUUGGUGCGAGGUUGAAGAAGGCUGCAGAAGCCGAGAAAGACGAAAAGAAGUAACUGAAUCCAUCUGUCCUUCAUGCUAGUGUCACAGCUUAAAUUGAAUGAUUUUAGUAUUUUGUCCAAACUUGUUUUUGAUAUUAUCUCUAAAGAAUUUGUUUAGUCUGUUUGGUAGAGACAAAGUUUUGUGUGGUUUCUAAUCCUGAACUACAUGGAAUGGUUGUUGUUCCUUUAUUCCCAUCUAUUUUCCAUAAGAUCAUGGAGGUUGGUUA
This is a messenger RNA of Dioscorea cayenensis subsp. rotundata (Guinea yam), 989 nucleotides long. Its product is annotated as 60S ribosomal protein L13-1-like. Lineage: Eukaryota; Viridiplantae; Streptophyta; Magnoliopsida; Dioscoreales; Dioscoreaceae. The record is from RefSeq and is a predicted model, not a curated record. Gene Ontology annotation, biological process: translation. The coding region runs from base 154 to 777 and encodes 207 amino acids. The transcript has 5 exons. Gene Ontology annotation, molecular function: RNA binding; structural constituent of ribosome. Gene Ontology annotation, cellular component: ribosome; cytosolic large ribosomal subunit.